AGCGGAGCGGAGCGGAGCGCUCGGCCCCGUCGCAGCAGUCUGCCGGCGCUGCGGAGCGGAGGAGCGCGGCCAUGGCGGCCACCCCGGCGGAGGCGGAGACCCGGCAGCGGCUGCUGCGCACCGUGAAGAAGGAGGUGAAGCAGAUCAUGGAGGAGGCAGUGACGAGGAAGUUUGUGCAUGAGGACAGCAGCCACAUCAUCUCCUUCUGUGCUGCUGUGGAAGCCUGCGUCCUGCACGGCUUGAAGAGGAGGGCUGCCGGGUUCCUGCGCAGCAACAAGAUAGCAGCUCUCUUCAUGAAGGUGGGGAAGAGCUUCCCUCUGGCAGAAGAGCUCUGCAAGAAGGUGCAAGACUUGGAGCAGCUCAUUGAGAAUGCACGAAAUCAAGCCCAGGGCAUCCCGGAGAACGUGCGCAAGGUGCCCAAGCUGCCCAACCUGUCUCCUCAAGCCAUCAAGCACCUCUGGAUCCGCACAGCCCUCUUUGAAAAGGUCCUGGAUAAAAUCGUGCACUACUUGGUGGAGAACAGCAGUAAGUACUAUGAGAAAGAAGCUCUCCUGAUGGAUCCCGUGGAUGGGCCAAUCCUUGCAUCUUUAUUGGUGGGGCCCUGUGCACUGGAGUACACCAAGAUGAAGACUGCUGACCACUUCUGGACAGACCCCUCAGCUGAUGAGCUGGUUCAGAGGCACCGGAUCCACAGCUCCCACUGUCGCCAGGACUCGCCCACCAAGCGCCCUGCGCUCUGCAUCCAGAAAAGGCACUCGAGUGGCAGUAUGGAUGACAGACCAUCGCUGUCUGCCAGGGACUAUGUGGAGUCCCUGCACCAGAACUCCAGAGCCACACUCCUCUACGGCAAGAACAACGUCCUGGUGCAGCCACGAGAUGACAUGGAGGCUAUCCCAGGAUAUCUGUCCCUUCACCAGACUGCUGACAUCAUGGCCCUGAAGUGGACUCCCAACCAGCUGAUGAACGGCUCCGUGGGUGAUCUGGACUACGAGAAGAGCCUAAGCUCUAAAAUUUCCCAGUGUCAAGAUGUGACCAAGGAAGAGAGAAGCCAACUGACAAAUGUUUACUGGGACUACGCCAUGACUAUUCGCCUGGAGGAGAUUGUCUACUUGCACUGCCACCAGCAAGCAGUAGACAGCGGUGGGACGGUUGUCUUGGUGAGCCAGGAUGGCAUUCAGAGGCCCCCACUGCGGUUCCCCAGAGGAGGACACUUGCUGCAGUUCCUGUCCUGCCUGGAGAAUGGCCUCUUACCCCAUGGGCAGCUGGAUCCACCCCUCUGGUCACAACGAGGAAAGGGAAAGGUGUUCCCCAAGCUGAGGAAGCGAAGUCCCCAGGGCUCCUCCGAGUCUGCGUCCGACAAGGAAGACGACGAAGCCACAGAUUAUGUGUUCAGGAUCAUCUACCCAGGGACACAGUCUGAAUUUGUGCCCCAGGACCUGAUGGACACGCCGGGUGCUGGCCUCCCUGCCAUGUGGCAACCCAGCACCCGCAAGUCCUCCUGCUCCUCCUGCUCUCAGAGUGGCUCCUCUGAUGGAGGACCAUCCAAUGGCUGCAGCCACGAGAGAGCUCCUCUGAAGCUGUUGUGUGACAACAUGAAGUACCAGAUCCUCUCCCGGGCCUUCUAUGGCUGGCUGGCCUAUUGCCGGCACCUCUCCACGGUGAGAACUCACCUGUCGGCGCUGGUCAACCACAGCAUCGUGUCUCCUGAUGUGCCCUGCAGUGCCAGCUCAGGACUGACUGUGGACAUAUGGCAGAGAUACCUGCAGGACACCACGAGUUAUGAGGACCAGGAGCUGCUGCGGCUGAUCUACUACGGUGGGAUCCAGCACGAGAUCAGGAAGGCUGUCUGGCCCUUCCUGCUGGGCCACUACCACUUUGGCAUGACAGAGGCAGAAAGGAAAGAGGCUGAUGAGCAGAUCCGUGCCUGCUACGAGCACACCAUGGCCGAGUGGCUGGGCUGUGAGGCCAUCGUCCGGCAGCGGGAGAAGGAGUCACACGCAGCAGCCUUGGCCAAGUGCUCCUCUGGGGCCAGCCUGGACUCCCACAUUCAGAGGAUGAUGCACAGGGACUCCACUAUCAGCAACGAGUCCUCUCAGAGCUGCAGCUCUGGCCGGCAGAAUCACGCCCGGCUGCAGAGCGACUCCAGCUCCAGCACGCAGGUGUUUGAAUCUGUUGAUGAAGUAGAACAGACCGAAGGAGAUGCUCAACUGGAAGAUGGCAAACAAAGCAAGAUCUCCAAUGGCACAGUUCCCAAUGGCACAUGCUCUCCUGAUUCAGGCCACCCAUCUUCCCAGAACUUUUCCAUCACAUCAGGAUUCUCAGAGCGUAGCUUCAGCAAUGAGGACAGCGCCAUGGAAACCAACAAAUCCUCCACUAGCUCUCAGGGUAAAGCUGGUGGCUCUGACCUACCAGGUCCACAGGAGCAAGAUGGUGCCCAGCAAGAGGAGAAGCUGCAAGGCCAAGACAGCCUGGAAGGUGAAUUUUCCACCAGUGGAAGCGUGGAUUUUGUUCCUGUGGAUGAGAGCUCGUCGGGGGUGCUGCGCGAUCGUGACAGCGUGGCCCUGACAGUGGUGGAGAGCUGGGCAGACAGCGAGGCUGAAAAGCAAAGCUUGGUGGAGAGUGAAGAUAACCUCUCUGAGGAACCAGAGAUGGAGAGUUUGUACCCACAGCUGGAUUCUCUGGCUGUGACUGAUCUGGCCAACAGUGACACAUCUGCUGUCUCCUCGACGGGUGUCACCUACUCUCCAGAGCUGCUGGACAUGUACACGGUGAACCUGCACCGCAUUGAGAAGGACGUGCAGCGCUGCGACCGCAACUACUGGUACUUCACCCCUGCCAACCUGGAGAAGCUCCGCAACAUCAUGUGCAGCUACAUCUGGCAGCACAUUGAGAUUGGCUAUGUGCAGGGCAUGUGUGACCUUCUAGCCCCUCUUCUGGUCAUCCUGGAUGAUGAGGCUCUGGCUUUCAGCUGCUUCACUGAGCUUAUGAAGAGGAUGAAUCAGAACUUCCCCCAUGGAGGAGCCAUGGACACUCACUUUGCCAAUAUGAGGUCUCUGAUCCAGAUCCUGGACUCUGAGCUCUUCGAGCUGAUGCACCAGAAUGGUGAUUACACUCACUUCUACUUCUGCUACAGAUGGUUCCUCCUGGACUUCAAGAGAGAGCUGGUGUAUGACGAUGUGUUUGCUGUCUGGGAGACCAUCUGGGCAGCUGCACAUGUUUCCUCUGCUCACUAUGUGCUCUUCAUCGCCCUGGCGUUGGUGGAGAUGUACCGGGACAUCAUCCUGGAGAACAACAUGGACUUCACAGACAUCAUCAAGUUUUUCAAUGAGAUGGCUGAGAGGCACAACACCAAGCAGAUCCUGAAGCUGGCUCGGGACCUGGUCUACAAAGUCCAGACUCUGAUCGAGAACAAGUGAAGGAUGUGAGGAAGAAGAGGCACCCAGACAGAGAGCCAGGACCCCCUUUCAAUGCUUCCUCCCCUUCUCCUCCUCCUCCAAGUGCCAUACCUGUGGAGGUGAGGUAGUUGCACACAUGCUGCUGUCUAAACUGGAAGUCCCUUUAGCCCUCCAAGUGCUGUGGUCAGUGUUAGGUCCAGGGGUCCUGGCUCAGAUCUUCACAGCCUUCUUCAGUGACUUAACCAAAGAUCCCUACAGUUGCAUUGUAUUGCUGAGGACUUGCUUUGCAAGCAGGGCCUGGGCAGUUGCUUCCUCACCUUGCUGCAGCAGAAGGGCAGUGAGUGUGGUCACCACCACAACUGCUGAGGCUGAUGCCAGCAUCCCAGGUCAGAGCUGAGGGUCUGGGAGACUCCACAGGGCAAACUUGGGCAAGGUAAUAAAGCUGCUUCCUUG
This is a messenger RNA of Pogoniulus pusillus (Red-fronted tinkerbird), 3848 nucleotides long. RefSeq names its product small G protein signaling modulator 1 (gene SGSM1). The record is from RefSeq and is a predicted model, not a curated record. Gene Ontology annotation, molecular function: GTPase activator activity. NCBI's taxonomy places the organism in Eukaryota, Metazoa, Chordata, Aves, Piciformes, Lybiidae. Gene Ontology annotation, biological process: activation of GTPase activity. The transcript has 26 exons. Bases 72 to 3416 code for a protein of 1114 amino acids.